CACCGUUGUUCGCUUGUUGCUUCCUUGAAUCGAUUUUCAUUGCCCCUUCAGACACCAUCCAAACAUCCAGACGGUAUCUGCUCCCUCACCUUACCCACCUUUUCUUUCUUGUGAUACGUAUCCCAUGCUUAACGCAUUGCGUAUACUUUGGUCUUUGACCUUCCGAGACGUCUAGCCACUUCUGCGUUGUCCAGGCACACCGAGCCAAGUAGUUUGGUGCGUUUGCAGCCCAAAGUCAUGCUAUGACUGCAGACCCGACAUCAACCCACUCCACUACUGCAUCUCAUCCUCCGUCUCAUCACUCGUCCGAUCUCGAACUUGUUCCUCUGCAGAACACAUCUCUCGCUGUUGCAGAACAAGAUGAUCAUGUCGCUUUGGCCGAUUCGGAGCCCCAUUCUCAUCCGGGCCACCCCUUGCAUACACGAGAUAUACACCAACAUUCCUCUUCCUCUCCCAGUUCGGUAACAACUCCCUCUCAACCUCAACGGCCAACUGGCGUCCUGUCUCGCGUCUGGCACGCAGUCAUGUCUCGCAAUCCGUUGUUGAUUCGAUCCUCCCCAGCCCUGGGAACUGGUUCCUACGGCGCGGUGCCUCUACUUAACGCCAGAUCUGACUCAGACGCGAGUUCGGACAAUGACACAGAGAAUGACACCGAUAACCCUCCGCGGUCCAUCAGACGCUCGAAGAAGAGUCGAGGCAAACGAUUACAAUCGGCUCAUGACUUGCCGGAUGCUCAUGGUCAUUUCGCAGACCCCAGACGAAUGACCAGAAGUACCGAGUGGCUACGAAAGCGAUCCGCAUCGAAUGCUAGCGAGGUGGGCAUGGGCCUGGAUUCCAAGACUUCCUUUGCCAUAAAUCCAGACAUGACUGAAGGCAAGGCCGAAUCCUCCAACGCCAGCACUCGUACGGGGGGUAGUGGUUCUGAGGUGGAAAUAGAUUACACCCCAUCGGCAGAAGACCCUCCAGACAAUUCACCUUAUCCUGAAGUCAGGGCAUCUGUGCCCGCAACAGAUAAUACCUCACUCUCCAUCAACACCCCCCGCAUGUGGACGUUAUCUCUGAUAUUUGCCAUUGGUGGGUCAGCAACCAAUCUCUUCUUCUCUCUCAGAUACCCCAGCGUCGCCAUCACUCCCGUCAUUGCUCUGGUGCUGGUCCAUCCCAUGGGCCUCAUGUGGGAUUUUUUCCUCAAGAGAAAGCACGACCAGGAACUUGACUUUGUGGAUGGCACGUUACAGAAAUCAGGUCCUGAAUAUGCAUGGACGACGACCCGCCAGAGGCUGCGCUUGUGGCUCUCUCAAGGUCGGUGGAAUGAGAAAGAGCACGCCUGUGUGUAUAUCAGCAGCAAUGUCUCGUUUGGGUUCGCCUUUGCAACCGAUGUCAUUGUCGAACAACACAAGUUCUAUAAACAGGAGGUGCCGAUUCUCUAUCAACUCCUACUCACCAUUUCCACUCAAAUCCUGGGCUAUGCGUUCGCUGGAUUAACACGACGAUUCCUGGUACGUCCAGCAGCCAUGAUCUGGCCUGGAACCCUCAUGUCGACUGCCAUGUUCACGACAAUGCAUAAAAACGAAAACAAAAUGGCCAAUGGCUGGUCCAUUUCUCGAUACCGCUUCUUCAUUUAUGUCUGGGCAGUUGCAUUCUUCUGGUACUUUGUUCCUGGUCUUUUGAUGCCAGCGCUGAGUUACUUCAAUGUGAUCACGUGGUUUGCGCCCAAGAAUGUCGUCGUGUCCAAUCUGUUUGGUGUUGCAUCAGGCCUUGGUCUGUUCCCAGUCACAUUUGAUUGGGCUCAAAUUGCAUAUAUUGGCUCGCCAUUGCUGACGCCUUGGUGGGCUGCUGCCAACGUUCUUUGCGGCCUGGGCAUUGUCAUGUGGAUUGCGGCUCCCAUUCUCUACUACAAGAAUGUCCUAUUCUCAGGAUAUCUCCCGAUUCUGUCAUCUGCUGUGUUCGACAACCGAGGCAAGAUGUACGAUGUGAGCAAGAUUCUCACUCCGGAUUUCUUGUUCGACAAGGAUGCAUACGACAACUAUUCCAAAGUCUACUUGCCAAUCACAUACGUCUUGUCGUAUGGCGUACAAUUUGCGUCAUUGACCGCACUCAUCACCCACACCACCUGCUGGCAUGGCAAAGAUAUCUGGAGACAAUCGAAGCAAGCCUUGAGUGAAAAGCAAGCGACCACCGAGGGAUACCAAACGGUUCCCACGUCAGAAAAUGAGCAUCAUCUCCGGCGCAUUGACAGCCAGCAGAUGCGAAUUGGAGGAGAGGAUGUCCACAAUCGACUGAUGAGACGGUACAAGGAUGUGCCCAUGUUGUGGUACCUGGGAACCUUUGUGUCGAUGCUGGCGGUGGGCAUCUUUGUGGUGGAAUACUACCCUGUCCAUCUCCCGUGGUACGGGCUCUUGCUGGCAUUGGGCAUCACUACCGUCCUUUUCAUCCCGGUCGGCAUCGUCAUGGCCAUCACCAACCAACACAGCAGUCUAUACCUGAUUUGCCAAUUGAUCUGUGGGGUUAUUUUCCCCGGUCGACCUGUGGCCAACAUGGUGUUUGUGACCUAUUGUUACAUCAGUUCGGCACAAGGAAUCAAAUUCUCGUCUGACCUGAAGCUGGGCCACUAUAUGAAGAUUCCUCCGAUGCUACUAUUCAAAGUGCAAAUGGCGGCGACCCUGGUCAGCAGUCUGGUGCAGAUUGGAGUGCUCAACUGGAUGUUUGCCAAUAUUCCGGGAAUCUGCACACCGUAUGCAAUGAACGGAUUCAAAUGUCCAAUUGCUCAGGUGCAUUUCAAUGGCAGCAUUCUAUGGGGAGUGGUCGGGCCUCAACGAUUCUUCGGCCCCGGUGCCAUGUACCGGCCAUUGGUGUGGGCAUUCCUCGUCGGAUUCCUGGCGCCGAUCGGUGCGUGGAUACUGGGGAGAAAGAACAAGAAGAGCAUGUGGCGCAAAGUGAAUUUUCCCGUGUUGUUUGGGAGUCUGAGCUGGAUCCCUCCAGCGACUGGUCUGAACUUUUCUAUCUGGGGACUGGUGUGUUUUGCGUUCAACCAUGUGGUGAGAAGAAGGGCCCCCGGCUGGUGGGGCAAGUAUACCAUGACUAUGUCUGCUGCUUUGGAUUCAGGACUGGCCAUCUCGGUUGUGGUCAUCUUUUUUGGGUUCGCCUACCCCGGCCUCAUGAACAAUUUCAAGUGGUGGGGGACCGAGAUCUAUAAGCAGGGCUGUGACUGGCAGGCUUGUCCAUGGAUCAAACUUGAGCCAGGAGAGAAAUUUGGAGGAUAGCAUUAUACAUCAGCAUUAGCAUCAGCAUAGACAGGACAUGUACGAAAGCAUGAUUGAUGAAUAGCGAGCGGUUGAGAUGAGAUGUUAUAUACAUAUGGGACGAAUCUUGGAUGCACUUGCCGUGCCAAUAUUAUUUUAUGGCGUACC
Exophiala mesophila is the source of this 3407-nucleotide messenger RNA. Its product is annotated as OPT family small oligopeptide transporter. Lineage: Eukaryota; Fungi; Ascomycota; Eurotiomycetes; Chaetothyriales; Herpotrichiellaceae. Gene Ontology annotation, molecular function: oligopeptide transmembrane transporter activity. Gene Ontology annotation, biological process: transmembrane transport. Bases 243 to 3260 code for a protein of 1005 amino acids. The transcript has a single exon. The record is from RefSeq and is a predicted model, not a curated record.